GAGCACUUCUCCAUAUACCCUUGGACUCCCACUCCUCCAACCCAUACACCUUCCUCCACAGCUGACUUCCAUCCAUCUCCUUGCUUGCCCUUUAUCCCUGUAUCUCCCGUUUGUUUAUCAUUCAAUUGCUUGCUACUUCAGUUCCACAAAUAUGAGCUCUCCAACCGCACGAGCCACCAACACGACCGUGAAGAAAAAGACUGUAACGACUUCUUUGAGCAGCAGCGCCAAACGCAUACAAAAGGAAUUGGCGGAGAUCAACUUGGAUCCACCCUCGAACUGCAGCGCGGGACCCAAAGGAGACAACCUGUACGAAUGGGUAGCGACGAUCAUGGGUCCGAGUGGAUCACCCUAUGCCACGGGCGUCUACUUUCUCGACAUUCACUUUCCUCAGGAUUACCCCUUCAAGCCUCCAAAGAUCAUAUUUCGCACCCGGAUCUACCACUGCAACAUCAACAACCAAGGCCAGAUCUGCCUAGACACCUUGAAGGACAAUUGGUCGCCCGCCUUGACUAUCUCGAAGGUUCUGCUUUCGAUCUGCUCGCUUUUGACGGAUGCCAAUCCUCAUGAUCCUUUAGUUGCCAGUAUCGCCAACCAGUACCUGAAUGACCGGGAGGAACAUGAUCGAAUUGCGAAAGAUUGGGCCAAGAGGUAUGCCAGCUAGAUAGCAUGCGCAAACCUCUAUAUGGGACCUUUUCUAUCUUCGAUCUAUUAAAUAUGAAUGACUAAAGUUUCAGAUCUGUU
Gamsiella multidivaricata is the source of this 744-nucleotide messenger RNA. RefSeq names its product ubiquitin-conjugating enzyme/RWD-like protein. Gene Ontology annotation, biological process: protein polyubiquitination. The transcript is spliced from 6 exons. Gene Ontology annotation, cellular component: nucleus. Bases 152 to 664 code for a protein of 170 amino acids. Lineage: Eukaryota; Fungi; Mortierellomycota; Mortierellomycetes; Mortierellales; Mortierellaceae. The record is from RefSeq and is a predicted model, not a curated record. Gene Ontology annotation, molecular function: ubiquitin conjugating enzyme activity.